Molecule: messenger RNA, 1788 nt
Organism: Microthlaspi erraticum
Lineage: Eukaryota; Viridiplantae; Streptophyta; Magnoliopsida; Brassicales; Brassicaceae
Source: the annotation of a GenBank genome assembly
AUGAGCCACCACACCACUCUCUCUCUCAUUCCUCUCACGUGCCUCGAGUUAUCUAUUUGUUUUUCGUUCAAGAAUUGGGAGCUCUACUCGCAGCUUGGAGAUUGGACUUGUUUGAAUUGCUCUUUCAAGAUGGAGGAUACCCGGUCAGUUGCUUCGCUCAUGGACUCUACAUCAUCCAAGAUUCAGCAGCUUCAGAAGGCGUUUGCUGAACUUGAAAGCCAGCGUGCCGUGACACUUAACCUGAAGUGGAAAGAGCUUGAGGAGCAUUUUCACGGGCUUGAGAGGUCCUUGAAGCGACGGUUUCACGAGCUUGAAGAUCAAGAGAAAGAGUACGAAACCAAAACAAGGAAAGCUCAAGAGCUGCUGGAAAUCAAGAAGGCAGCUGUCGAGGCCAAGGAGAAGGCAUCUCUAGAAAGGCUACAGAAGAAGAGAGACGCUGCUGUGUUUGCUAUAAACACUGCUUUGGAUAAGUACAACAACCCUCCCGCUUCUGUUGGCGAAUGCUGGGCGCAAGAUCCUCUAGAGGAUUCACCCAAUGCCUUUGCUGCUGAUGGGAUUGCCGAAGAUCAUCAAGAUGGUUGUGUGCAAGAUGUUCAGCUCUCACCUGUGAUGGGAAACUUUGAGGUGAAGGCUUAUCCACAGUUGCUGAAACUGUGCGGGGAUAUGGACUCAGCAGCGCUUCACAAGUUUGUAUCAGAUAACCGCAAGAACCUUGCAUCACUAAAGGAGGAGAUUCCUGUGGCGCUCAAGGCUGCAGCAAACCCAGCUAGUUUAGUGUUGGACUCUCUGGAAGGGUUUUACCCAGUGGAGGCACCAACUGCUGAUGGAAAGAAAGACGCUAACCUCUUGGGAAUGCGCAGGACGUGUAUCAUGUUGAUGGAGUGCCUUAGCAUACUGUUAUCUGGUCUGGACCGCAACACCGUUGCUGCUGUUCUCUCAGAAAAUGUUAAGCAUAGAGCUAAAACUAUUGCACAAGGAUGGAAUCCACUGCUGGAAGCCCUUGACAUGGAUGCUUGCAAUGGCAAUUCUUUGGAGGCUCAUGCAUUCCUGCAGCUACUUGCCACUUUUGCUAUUGUUUCCGACUUUAAAGUGGAUGAACUCUCGAAGCUGAUCCCCAUGGUUUCACGUCGCCGUCAGGCAGCUGAGCUCUGCCGUUCUCUUGGAUUAGCAGAGAAAAUGCCUGGUGUGAUUGAGGUUCUCGUAAACAGUGGGAAACAGAUUGAUGCGGUUAACUUGGCAUUUGCAUUUGGACUCACAGAACAAUUCCCACCUGUGGCGUUGCUGAAAUCUUACCUGACUGAGACAAGGAGAUCUUCCUCCCAAGGCAGACCUGGCAAUGCAUCUCCUGCUGUCCAGGAUGAGUUCAAUGAGAGGGAGCUAACAGGGCUUAAAUCCGUGAUAAAGUGUAUAGAAGAGCAUAACCUGGAAGAGCAGUACCCAGUCGAGCCACUUAACAAACGGAUUCUCCAGCUGGAGAAGGCCAAAGCAGAGAAAAAGAGAGCAACCGAGCCCACAAAGCCUCAGCCGAAGCGACCACGUGGUGCUCAGCCCCGAGUCACUGACAACAACAACAACAAGAAUACAGGAGGAUAUGGUAGAGUCAUCCCUGAGAGGUAUCCACAGUAUGUGUAUGACAACAGACCGUUCCUUAGCGGUCCAAUCAUGGCAGCACAAGCUCCUCCUCCGCCUCCUCCUCAGACUUACACUUUCAGUCCCGCUCCUGCUCACGGCAACUUCUACGGCAACUGCUACCAGUACCAGGCUCCUCCUCCUCCUUACUUUCACUAG